CCGGACAAUGCACCAGGCUGGCCACUACUCCUGGCCUUCUCCAGCUGUGAACAGUUCAUGGGGGCAGGAGCCCCAGAGGCAGCUUCCGGAGGUGCUAGGUGGCACCUGGGAACCACCUCGAGGUGAUGGGCUGCACAUAGUCACCGUCAUCGUCACUAUCUUUGUUCUGCUGGCAGUCUGCAUCGUGGUGGCAGUCCACUUUGGGCCAAGGCUGCACCAGGGCCAUGCCACACUCCCUACAGAGCCACCAUCCCCAAAGCCAGAGGAUGGCAUCUACCUCAUCCACUGGCGGGUGCUGGACCCCCAAGACAGUCCUGAAGAAGCACCGCAGGGCCCUCUUGUCCCUGGCUCCUGCCCUGCGCCAGAUGGACCCAGGCCCAGCAUCGAUGAAGUCACACAUCUGUAG
Molecule: messenger RNA, 406 nt
Organism: Saimiri boliviensis boliviensis (Bolivian squirrel monkey)
Lineage: Eukaryota; Metazoa; Chordata; Mammalia; Primates; Cebidae
Gene: SMIM33
Product: small integral membrane protein 33
Source: RefSeq, a predicted model, not a curated record